Anastrepha obliqua is the source of this 3015-nucleotide messenger RNA. RefSeq names its product cholinephosphotransferase 1 (gene bbc). Gene Ontology annotation, molecular function: diacylglycerol cholinephosphotransferase activity; ethanolaminephosphotransferase activity. Bases 575 to 2152 code for a protein of 525 amino acids. The transcript is spliced from 9 exons. The record is from RefSeq and is a predicted model, not a curated record. Gene Ontology annotation, biological process: phosphatidylethanolamine biosynthetic process. Lineage: Eukaryota; Metazoa; Arthropoda; Insecta; Diptera; Tephritidae. Gene Ontology annotation, cellular component: Golgi apparatus; endoplasmic reticulum membrane.
UGACAUUUCUGUUGGCCAUCAAUUUUGUGCUUUUUUCCCUCAGACGUUUGCGUUGCCGUUGGUGUUUUUUGCAACCAUCUGAUUGCAGUGCAUUUUCAUCGGGUUACGACGUGGAAAUUGUGUGAAAUAAAUAUUAAAAGAAUAGUUUAAAAUUUUCUAACAGCAACAAACCGAUUUGAAUAAGCUAAUUUGGGGUCCAAACAAAAGUACGAAGUAUAAGAAAUGCAAGGCGAAAAGUUGUGAUAGAUCGGUAAAGGCUUUGGGAAAAAUAUAGCGCUUUCGUGUGUUUGUGUGCGAGUAAAAGCAAAGAAGCGUAUUUUUUACUCGCAGCAGAAUUAAAAAAUAGAGCAAAUGAAUUUUUGACUUUAUCGAGAAGUCAAACACGUGAAUUAUGUAUUUAUGCAAGUAAAGGCCAAGAGCAGGUGCAAAGUAAAAAUAAAUUGUGCUUAAAGUGACAAAUCACAAGAUCGCCGCACUAAAGGGUAAAGAAUUAAAAUUGUCGAAUUAAAAAAAAAUUUGAGUGAAGUGUACGAAAUCUACCUCCACUGCAACAAACAAUUUCAAGUGCACCAAUAUGCCAUCAAUUACCUACAAGGAACGCGUACUCAGCGCUCAACAGCUGAAAAAACUGUCGGAACACAAAUACGCCUGCAGCAACAGUAGUCUGCUGGAUCCAUGGCUACAACCAUGGUGGAAUUGGCUCGUCUCAAUGACGCCACUCUGGCUGGCGCCCAAUCUCAUAACAAUUAUUGGACUGAUUGUCAACAUCGCGACAACUUUAAUAUUAGUAUCCUACAGUCCCGAUGCCAAGUCACCGCCACCCGGCUGGGCCAGUCUUCUCUGCGCAUUUGGCCUCUUUGUCUAUCAGAGUUUGGAUUCGAUCGAUGGUAAGCAGGCGCGUCGCACAAAUACCUCUUCACCCUUGGGUGAGCUUUUCGAUCACGGUUGCGACUCCAUAUCAACCGUUUUUGUGGCGCUUUCAGCGUGCAUAUCCUGUCAACUAGGCCAAUAUCCAAAUUGGUUAUUCUUUCAGUGCUUUUGUGCCAUUGCAUUAUUCUAUUGCGCCCAUUGGCAGACGUACGUUUCGGGCACGUUGCGCUUCGGCAAAGUGGAUGUGACGGAGGCACAGUUCACCAUUAUGGGUAUACAUGUCAUCUCGGCUGUUUUCGGCUCGGAGGUGUGGCAAACGCGGAUGUUUGGUAAUAUUGAAAUGUGGUCCAUCCUAUCGCUAAUGACCCUAGUUUGUGGUAUUUGGUCAUUAUGGUUUAUAUUCUCAGUUAUUUUGGCUGGCGGUGUUGGCAAGAACGGCUCCACAGUUGCAAUUCCCCUCAUUGGCGGGCGUUGGAAUUAUAUCAUUUUAAUCGGCAUUACUUUGGGUUAUCUCGUGAAUAUGAUGAGCUUUUCCAAAAUGUUUGUUGAAGGCGGCAGUGGCAAAAAUGGUUCCUCCGUUGCUAUCCCCAUACUUGGCUGCGAACUGCGUACUUUGUCACUUUAUGCUAUAUUUGGCGUUUACAUUUUUUUUAUUUGUCAUAAUAUGCGGGCGAUUAUGACAGAAGGAUGCGGCAAAAAUGGAUCAUCCGUUGCUGGUACCAGCGUACUUUCGCCCAGCAUACCGUUGACAUUGGUCAUCUUGCCCGCGCUGAUAAUUGCUCAAAAAUCACCGCAAAAUAUUUUCACCGACCAUUCAUCGCUAUAUAUAUUAGCCUUUGGCAUGGUGGCGGCCAAAGUCACCAACAAGCUGGUGAUUGCUCACAUGACAAAAGCUGAAAUGGAAUACUUGGACUGGUCACAAUUGGGACCCGCUUUGCUGUUCUUCAAUCAAUAUUUUAACUGUGUGUUGCCGGAAAUCUGGCUGCUGUGGUUCACCUUCGUCUGGGGCGCGCAGGAUCUCGGACGUUAUUGCUCAAAAGUCUGUGUGGAGAUUUGCAAUCAUUUACACAUUAAUCUCUUCACAAUCCCCCACCCGGUGAAAAAUGCACCACAAACCGUGAGCCAAGGUACAAAUGCGCCCACCACCAGUAUGAGCAUGGUCACGGCUGCUGCAGCGAGUGCGAGUGCGGGAGCGGGAGCGACGCAUGACAAGAACGGUGCAACACAUCAUCGGAAGACGGCGCGGCAGGCAAGCAAAAAGCAGCAACAACAAUCGCACUAGAAUUUAAUUUUACUAUUGUGUAAUUCAUAAAAAACAACAACAAAAACACUCAACCACAAAGUAAAAUUUUAAGAAAUUGUUCCGUGUCAAUAUACAAAACUGAAACACAAAAAAAAAAAGGAAAUAAUACAAAAUGUGAAAGGAGGUAGGGCGGAAAAAAUUACCACAAAAACAAAGCAAUUAAACUGAUGACUAGUGUAAAUUAAAAUACAAAAACAAAAAUUGCUUAGAUUACUUUAUUAUAUUUUUUCUCUUUAGUCUUUGUUUUUACUACUUAAGAGGGUGUUAACUGAUGGAGGCGCUAUUUACUAUUUAUGAAUACUUUUAAAACUUGCUAAAAAUGAAAAGAUCAGCUUAAAUUAUAGUUUAUAAAAAUUUUUUAGCUCACAAUAUAUAUUUGCAGACGAAUACAAGUUUACGUAUUUUUAUAUUCCUACUUAGAAAUUGAUUUUUGCGUAUACACUAGAGCAGAUAGCAAACAAAAAAGUUUGCGGAACGCCGUACUCGGCUUUAUAAAUGUAGCUACAUAUGCACAUACAUACAUACAUACAUAUGUGCUACAUAGUUUAUUUUCGACCGUAUAUGCAAGGAAAAAUGAAAAACGAAUUAUUUUCAAAAGUUUCUUGUAAUAAAAUUAUUUAUGUAAAGCUAUAGAUUUAUGUAUGUAUGUAUAUAUGUAUGUACAUAUGUACAUUCAUAUGCACAUUUAUUUGAGUGACAACCUUUUAGCCGCUGGCCAAAUAGCAUGCAACUGAGUUCGAAACUCAAAUCCAAUUGAAUUGUGAUGCAUUUCUAAAUUACUAGAUUCCCAAUUGAAAAAUUAUUUAAGUUUGAAAUAAAAAUGUGUUUUAUUAAAUGUGUAA